This is a messenger RNA of Venturia canescens, 3012 nucleotides long. RefSeq names its product Solute carrier family 35 member B1 homolog meigo (gene meigo). Gene Ontology annotation, molecular function: UDP-glucose transmembrane transporter activity; UDP-galactose transmembrane transporter activity. The record is from RefSeq and is a predicted model, not a curated record. Lineage: Eukaryota; Metazoa; Arthropoda; Insecta; Hymenoptera; Ichneumonidae. The transcript has 2 exons. Gene Ontology annotation, cellular component: endoplasmic reticulum membrane; Golgi membrane. Gene Ontology annotation, biological process: UDP-galactose transmembrane transport. Bases 178 to 1146 code for a protein of 322 amino acids.
GCGCGGAGGAUACGCGGCUACGUACAAUUUGUCAGCUGCCGUUGAGCCACGCCAGCUGCGCUUAUUCGUCAAAAAUUUAUUCCCUCUAUCAUUCGAAUAACCUGUUCAACUUCAAAAACAAUACUGUUUUCAAAGUUAAUCAAUUGUUUAGCUCGUGUUCGAAAAAAGUAAAUACAAAUGACGGCCAACAAAAACUCAAAGUUGUUGUUAUGCGCUGCCGGCAUAUUUGUUUGUUAUUUUUAUUUUGCUCUUCUACAAGAAAAAAUAACAAGAGGACAGUAUGGAGAUGGUGAUCAAAAGGAGAAAUUCACUUACAUGUUCGCCCUUGUGUUCUUCCAGUGUCUCGUUAAUUAUGUGUUCGCAAAAACCGUUUUAUAUGCCACGAUUAAAGAAGGCGAAGAUACGACGCGUACCAUUUAUUAUGCUACUUCCUCACUCACGUAUUUCUUAGCAAUGGUUUGCAGUAGUAUGGCACUCCAAUUUGUCAGCUACCCUACCCAAGUCGUCGGAAAAGCCGGAAAACCCAUACCUGUUAUGAUUCUUGGUGUUCUUCUAGGAAGGAAGGUUUACCCGAUGAAAAAAUAUUUGUUUGUACUCCUAAUUGUCAUCGGAGUGAUAGUUUUCAUGUACAAAGAUGGCAAAUCAUCGGCGAAGCAGUCAGAUGGUCAAAUUGGAAUUGGUGAAUUCUUGUUGCUGCUGUCAUUGACGAUGGAUGGAUUAACGAGUGCUGUUCAGGAGAGAAUGCGAGGGGAGCACAAAACCAAAUCUGGUCACAUGAUGGUGAACAUGAAUUUGUGGUCGAUAAUCUUUAGCGGAGCAGUGAUUCUUGUGUCUGGAGAGCUCUUGGAAUUUGUACGAUUCCUGCAAAGGCAUCCGAACACUCUUUGGGACAUCAUGACUUUUUCCUUGGCGGGAGCAUUGGGCCAAUAUUUCAUAUUCCUAACCGUCGCUGAUUUCGGACCAUUGCCUUGCUCGAUCAUGACAACGACCAGAAAAUUCUUCACUGUCUUGGGUUCGGUGCUUUUGUUCGGCAACAAUUUACUUCCCAGACAAUGGAUUGGCACUAUCAUUGUAUUCACAGGAUUGCUGUUGGACGCUCUUUACGGCAAAGAUAAACCAGCGCUAAAGAAAGAACUGAUGAAGUGAAAAUAGACUAAAAACUAAUGAUACUCAGUCAAAUCUCAUAACGGAUGGCACACGCAACAACUGUACAUAACUUCCAAAUUAACUGACAUGGUACUGAAGUUUGCAACGCUACAGUGAAACUUUUUUUUGCGUUAAAAACUUUCAUUAGUUGGAACUGGCUCAGUUUAGUUAUUGACCAGAUUUGUGCAUUCACGUGGAAACUUUUAUUAUUCUCCAACUAUGCAGACUUCGUUUUAUUUGUACAUACAACGAUUUAUUUUUUUUUCUUCUGAUAAUUAUGAGAACUUUAAGCACAAUUAAGAUUUCAAAUAAUCAAUUUCGAUUAUUUAAUAUGCUUGGACUAAGUACAUUAUUAAUGUAUGAUAAGAUAAUUAUCAAAGAUUAGAAUUUCUGUAUAAAAAAAUUGGAUUAUCCAUCCAAGUGCUUCUUUCUAAUGUAAUGGUUGGUUUGAGGGAUGCUGCUGAAAUGAUUGCAGAUAGAAGAAAACUUCUCAGGAUCAAAGUUUUUGAGGACGAAAUUUUCUUCAAAGAAGUUGUCGACACAAAUUUUCCUAUUCUCGGUAGAUCAGUCCUCCUCGAAGUGGUUCGAACGAAAGUCAAAGAAAAAUUGCAAUUUUCGACAACAGAGCGAUUCUGAUUUCGGGGCUCAUCUACUGAAGACAAAAAAGUCUGAUAACUUUUUUGCUGGAAAUUUCAUGCCCUACAAAAUCGGUCCUACAGUCUUUGCUCUAACUUGAAGUGUUCCGCUUCUAUUGACAAUGAAUAAAUAAUGGCCAUCCUGAAAUUUUAACAAGUGAAAACCUAUUGGAAGAAAAAUUGAUAAAAAUAACAUCACAAAUUUUUUACGCGAUCUCGAAUUCAGGUUAUUUUUCCUUUAAUCGAUAAUUUCUUUAUACUUUAGUUCUAAGCAACGUGUAACAUAUCUCGCGAUUGCAAAUCAAAUCAUUCCAUGCCUGAGAGGCUGAAAACGGAAAUUAGUGCAAAGUAUGGCAUAAUAGUGUGCAAUAUAAUGUUUUUGUAUAAAAAGUAUUGUACGAAAUGAAUUUUUUGAUAUUAAUUUAAUCAAGAAAAAAGUUUCGAAGAAGUUUUUCGUCCCGGAUCGUGGAUAAAAUAAUUGUUACCGUUUCUGUUUUUAAUUAGUUCGGAUUAAUGCGAAUCGAGAUAUUCCAUUCGAGUUUCAUUUUGAUACCUUGUUGCGCAGAGUCAUUCUGCAACCGGGAAUUUUUCGUUUUCGUCUCAUGUUCCUUACAACAAGGUAUAUUUACUUUUUAACGAUUGGCUCUUAAUGUCAUCCCAGGCAAGAGAACCGAUUAUUAGUUCCAUUACGUUUCAAACCUAUAAAAAGCGAGUGACUGUACGAUUUCGAGCUUCAUAGGCCAAGUUUACUUUGAACGGAAUAGACUUGUUUCCACGUUUUCCAAAAUCACUACUCGUUAUUUCUCGAUUAUAAAAAACUCUCGAAACGUACAAUCAUGUCGAUCCCAAUUGUUCUUGGAUUAUUAAUUUUGUGCCUUGCUGAUAUUGGUGUGAGUAUUCUCGCUUUUUAUUUUUUCAUUUCGAUCAGAAUAUCAGAAUUUUUUCUUUUUCCCUGGGGAACAAAAAAUAUUUCAAUUAUGAGACAAAUCAGUGAUAAAUUCAAUGACGUUUAGCCAAUUUCUAGACUAUUCAAAUGUGGACGCUUCAUAGUUGAUUUUUCUUGAAUAAAAUUACAAAAAACGAGUGAUUCCUCAUAAAAAGGUACAAAAAUAUUACCGAGUUACCUUGUAACUUUUCAUAUGAGAAAACCUGUCCUGGAUGACAGUCGAAUGUUACUUCGCUGAAAGCUGUAAGAUCUGAAGCAUUAAAAAAUACACAAAUUUUUCUCGAA